AUGGCGCACACCGCAUCUGCAGGUGGCCCGGCGUACGGUGGUAUGGGCAUGGGCAUGAGUAUCGGUUUGGGUGUUGGAAUGGCGCUGCCGUACACUAGCGGUGCGAGCUCGAGCUCGAGCUCGAGCUACGCUGUGCAUCCUUCGAGUUACGCUUCUGGGUCGGGGUCGGGGUCGAGUUCGAGUGGGAGCGCAAGCUCAAGUGGAAGCUCGAGUUCGCAGUAUAGCGGGAGCUACUCGUCAGCCUCUACAUCUACAUCUACAUCUACAUCCACCACCUCCGCCCCCGCCUCCUCAUCUUCCUCACACCCCGCCUCCGCGCAUACAUCAUGGCGCACCACCUCCGCCUCCACCUCAAAUACAGGUUCAGGUUCAGGUGCAGGUGCAGGUCCAGGGCUAGCGCCCAACCCGCCACUCCCGCUUACCCCGCCGAUGUCGACGAGCUUCGCGCACCGCGUGGCCGUGGCGUACCAUCCUUCGCACUCGCAUCCUUCAUCACAUACGUCUGGUCCUCAGCAGCAGCAGGCGUCUCAUAGUACCCUCCCCACAUAUUCACACCCACAUACGCAUACGCAUGCCCCUCCGCCUUCAACGACGACGACGACGACGACGACGUUACCGCCUAUAGCCCACCUCGAGCGGCACCUCCCUCCGCCGCCGCCGCCCCCUCCUACACACUCUACGUCUGCGUCUGCGUCUGGUGCCCCGCAUAUGCAGUCGUAUUCGCAGUAUCAUCAAAAUUAUCAGCCACAGCAGCAGGGUCAGCAGCAGCAGAGUCAGCUGCAGAAUUUACAGAAUCAACAACAACACCAGCAGCAGCCGCAACUGCAGCCGCACCAGAAUCAGCAGCAUAACCAACAACAACACCAGCAGAAUCAGCAACAGCAGCUACAACAACAGCACCAGCACCAGCACCAGCAGCAGCAGCAGACUCUGCAAAACCAGCAGAACCAGCAGAACCAGCAGAACCAGACGUAUGCGCCGAUGAAUGCGCCAACCCAGAGCCAGAGUCAGAGUCAGAGUCAGGGUUUGACGUACCCGAGCACCAGUUUACCACCUCUUACUCCGCCAGACGACGUACCCCAUGCGCACGCUGCGCGCUUGCCUGCGCCUGCGCCUGCACCGGCACCUGCGCCUUCUCAACAACCACCUUCCCGACAACCACAACCACAACAGCCAUCCCAACAAUCACAACCACAACAGCAACAGCGGAGCCAGCAGCAGCAGCAGCAAACUAGGUCGGCUAGGUCGGCUCAGCAGCAGGCGCAGUUACCGCGCGUCGCGUCGGGCGAAGGGGAUGUUUUUUAUUCGCAUUCGCAGGCGCAGGCUUCGAGUGGUGGGACGUACCAGCAGCAGAAUGCGGUGGUGUAUCAACAAUCGCAACACCAGCAGCACCAGCAGCAUGGGUAUCAUCAUCCCGCGCCGCAGCCUGGACCUGGACCUGGACCUGGACCUGGACCUGGACCUGGACCUGGACCUGUGGGUGAGAUACAGGCGCAGGCGCAUCAGCAUCAGCAUUAUCAGCAUCAACAACAAAAUAGCGCGCCGCCUCCGCCGCCGCCGCCGCCGCCCUCUCAGUCCACCCAACACCCUCAGCAGCAGCAGCAGCAGUUGCAACCCCAUCAUCAACCUCAACCCUCGCACCAACCGCCGUCAACUCAGCAGCAGCAGCCACAACCCCAACCCCAGCACCAACCCCAACAACAUCCGCAACAGUCCAUCCAGCCUCAGCCUCAGCCCUCGCACCAACCGCCGUCAGCUCAGCACCAGCAGCAGCAGCAGCCGGUGAUAAUCGACUGGCUGGACGCGUCGCGCACGCGCUCGGGGCGGUUUAUAGCUGAGAAGACGUGUGAGAUGAUAUGUUAUUUGUGGUUCGCUGCGCCGCCUCCUGUGCCUGUUGUGACUGCUGUAACUACAUCUGGGUCUGGUAUGAGCAAGAAGGUGGAGGAUAAGAGGGAGGCGGAGGUUUUGGGGGAGGAUAAGAGUGCGAGUGGGAGUGAGGGGAGUAGUGCGAGUGAGGAAGGGAUGGAUGUUGAUGAUGAUGAGGAGGAGGAGGGGGAUGUGGAUGGAGAGGAUGUGGAUGUGGAGGGAGAUAUGGAGGAUGGGGAUGUGGAUAUGGAUGGUAUGAGUGGAAGGAGAACGGGAAGUGGCAGAGGGAAAGGAAGAGGGAGGGGGAGGGGGAGGGGAAGAGGAAGAGGCAACGGUGUAGAGUCGCCUGCGACGUCCGUGUCGUCUGCGGCGUCGUCUUUGCCUAGUAUCAAACGCUCGUCGUUACACUCCGCCCACACCACCUCCUCAUCCACCCAACCCGCCCACAUCACCCCCGCCGCCGCCGCCGCCGCCCCCACCCAAGCCCACCCCCCCGCACCACCCGCACGCCCCCCAACAACAGCCCCUUCAACCCUGCAACUCGUCGCCACCCCCACCUUCAUCCAAUUCAUGCAAAAGCUGCUCGAAACAACGCAAGUCUCGCAGAGCGUCAUUGUGCUGAGUCUGCAUUAUAUUUAUAGGUUGAAGGAGAAGAACCGGUGGACGCCUGCGCAGAGGGGGAGUGAGUUUAGGAUUGCGGUUGCUGGGUUGAUGAUGGGGAAUAAGUUUUUGGAUGAUAACACCUACACCAACAAAACAUGGUCAGAGGUAUCAGGCAUCGAGCUGGACGAGAUCAACCGCAUGGAACGCGAAUUUCUCACUGGGGUGGAUUUUAACCUGUACGUGGAUAAAGCGACGUAUGAAGGGUGGUUGAAUCUUUUGAAAGGGCUGGUUUUGGCGAAGGAGAGAGAUUGUAGGAGGUGGGGGGCGGUUUCGGGGUCGGGUGGGGGGAGGAGAGGGGAGAGGGGGGAGAGAGGGAGGGGGGUGGGUGCGAGGUAUGGGUAUGCGCAUGCGCAUGGGGAGAGGGAGAGGGGGUAUGCGAGGGAGAGGGAGAGAGAGUAUGGAAGAGAGAGGGAGAGGGAGAGGGAGAGGGGGUAUGCGCGCGAGCCGGUGCGCGCGUAUACUUCUGCUGCGCUUGCGAGUGGUAGCGGUAGCAACAGCAACAGCAAUGCGAAUGCGAAUGCGAAUGCGGUGGUGGCGAAGCAUCCGCCGCCGCCGCCGCCGGGGCCGGCGCAGGGGUAUCAUUAUGCGCAAGAGUAUGGGUACGCGGCGGGUGUAGGUGCGAGUCAGGUGUCGAAUGCGAGCUAUGGCGCUGGGGCUGGGGUUUACUCCGCCAACGCCAACGCCAACGCCCAGUACACUAGCGCUGGUGGCAGCACCAGCAGCAGCAGCAGCAACUACUACAAAAUCCCUUAUAGCAACAACACCACCUCCUCCAACACCACCUCCUCCUCCACCAACACCGCCGCCAACAACAGCGCGAACGGGUGCACCGGAUACGGAUACGGAAACGGAAACGGAUACACGAACGGGGGACGACCGACGAUGCACCGCGCGCGCUCGAGCUCGCCUACGUUGCGCCGCGCUGUGCCUUCCUCCUCUUCUUUGUCUUCCUCUUCGUCGGGUGCGGGUUUGGGUUCAGGGUAUGCGCCGCCGGUGUUUGGACAGCCUGGUCCUGCGCCUGCGCCUGCUCCUGGUCCUGUGCAGACGACGACGAGUUCGGGUGUGGCCGCGUUCCAUAUCCCGCAUGUUCAACCCCAGCCUCAGACCCAGGCGCAAGCGUAUGCGGUGUAUCCUGGUACAACGACGACGUCCACAUCCACGACGGCGUCCAUGAUGAGCUCAGGAUCGCAUUCGGCGUACUCGUCGCCUUCGCCUGCGCCUCGGUCUUAUGUCUAUGGACAUCAUGGAUCAUAUGCGAGUGGGCUGACGAUUAAUACGAAUACGGCGUCGUUUGGUUCGUCUGCGUCGACGACGUCGUUGUCUGCAUUAUCUGCAACUGCAGCGCCGACAGUGAACGUUACAAAUGGCAAUGUAGUGAAUACGACGGCGACGGCGACGGCGUCAGGCGCAGCGAAACGCACGGCAGAAGCUGCGUUCUCGCCUACGAGCGCGGGGUUCGCGCAUGUUCCUUCUAAGAAGGUUGUUGGUGGUUCUGGUUCUGGUUCUGGUUCUGGUUCUGGUUCCCUACCCCACUCACACGGACAGGGAGUAAGCCCGCUUGAUGGGCUCGCGCUCUCGAGCUUUGAGAGGAUGUCGAUUGGGAGUGGGGGUGUGUCGCCUUUGAUGGGUCAGGUGCAUGGUUCUGUUCCUGUGCAGGGCAGUUCGCAAGUUAAGGGCCCGGCGGUGCGUCGUUCGCAGCAGGCGCAAGUACCUGUCAAUGUGAACGCGCUGCCGCAGCUCUCGACGGCGUAUUCGUAUAAUGUUGCGGAUGAUGAGCGCAGGGGGCGUGGGCAGCCGCUCUACUUCUACGCACUCGCAUGCUCGCCCGUUAAGCAGCAGGAGUACGAGUAUGGGUAUGCGAGCCAUGUGCAUUCGGCGUGUAAUUCUGCGGCGCCGUCGCCUACCCCUGCGUCUGCGUCUGCGGGGGCUGGGGAGGUGAGGCAGGAUAGUAUGCUUUCGGAGGAGCAGGAGCAGGCGUAUGCGGAUGCUGAGGAGAGGGAGCGUGAGAGGGAGCGUGAGAGGGAAAGGAUGAGAGAGAGGGAGUAUGAGAGGGAGUAUGAGAGGGAGAGAGAUUUGGAUAGAGAGCGUGAGCGCGAGGAGUAUGAGCAUGAGAGGGAGAGGGAGAGGGAGAGGGAGAGGGAGAGGCGCGCACGGGAGCGCGAGGAGGCUGCGCUGGAAGAAGCUGAAGCGCGUCGCGUGCAGUAUGCACAGGAGCAUAAUCAGUACGGGUCGCACUCUCACAGUCACAGCCACACCCCCACCCACGCCCACCACACACAUAACCACUCGCAUUCGCACUCGCACUCGCAUACGCACGGACACACACACGGACACGGACACACGCACGGACACGGACACUCGUACGCGCACACGCAGCGCAAGGCGCGUUUGCGGUAUCACCACCCGGCACCGUAUACCGCUGCGUAUUCGUGGGCUUCGUAUGCGGAUAUGAACGCGCCGCCGCCGCCGCCUGCGCCUGUGUAUGUUUCGUCGGCGGCGGUGUCGCCUGUUGGUGGGGUGCUUGUGCAUCAUCAUCAUCAGCAGCAGCAGCAUCAGCAAGGACAGCAGCAGCAGCAAGGACAAGCGGUGGGCCCGCUGCCGCAUUUCAGAGAUGAUGUGUGGGCGCGCCCGCCUGCGCCUGCGAGUUCUUAUGUGGACGUGGACGUGGAGGAGGAGAUGGAAGCUGAAGCUGAGUCGUUGCGCGGCGAUAACGAUAAUGAGAGCGAGAGCGAGGGCUCUUCCUCUUCUUCCUCUUCCUCUGACGAUGGCGAUCGGGAUGAGGAUGAGGAUGGCGAUGAGGGUGAGGACGAGGACGAGGAGAUGGAGUAUGAUGGAUCGCCCGUGACGAUUUUACGGCGGUUCCCUUCUUCCUCUGCCAAGGGCCAGACGCAGACGCAGUUGAUGAAAGCCAAGACCAAGACCAAGACAAAGACAAAGACGAAGACGCUCAACACGCAAGCGUCCGUAUCGUCCAUCUCGUCCACUGCGACUGUCACACCCGCCUCGGCGUCGGCGUCGGCGGGGAUGUAUAGACCGCGCACGCCUCCGCCUACAUCUUCGUUAUCCUCAAUAUCCUCAUCCUCCUCGUCCUCCUCAUCGUUGCCGCCCCCGCCCCCGCCGUCGUCGUCGUCAACAUCGUCGUCGUACCAUCGACACAGCCACAGCCACAGCCACAGCCACAGCUACGCGCAGCACGGCCACGUCGAAGCGGCGCCCUUUGCGAAUGCGGGUCCGCCUGGUGUGAAUGUUGCGUUUACGCCUGGUGGGGGGUGUGCGGUUUAUGCUGCCCCUCCACCGCCUCCUCUUCCUCUUCCUCAUCAUCAUCAUCAUCAUCAUUCGGUGGCUGCUGCGCAUGGUGGUGUUGGUGUUGGUGUUGGGCAUCCGAGUUCGAGUUCGGGUUUGACGGCGAACUAUGCUGCGAGCAGUAGUGGUAGUGGUGCUGGUGGUGGUGGUGGUGCUGGGUAUGCGCCUGCGAGCGGGACAGGGUCGGGAUAUGUGUAUGGUUCGACGUAUGCGUCUGGGUCUGGCGCUGGGUCUACGUACAACAACGCGUACAGCAGCAGCGGCACCGGCGGCGGCGGAGGAGGAGGAGGGUAUGGAUACGGGUACGGCUACGGCUACGGCUACGCAACGCCUCCAUCGACAUCAUCCGCACAUCCGUCCUCUGUGCCUGGGUCUGUGUCCGCGUCCGCAUCUAACAACACUCUAAGCUCCAGUGUGAGUGUGAGUGCGAAUUCGACGCCGUAUACCUGUCCAGGCUCGGGUGCGGGUGCGGGUACGGGGUAUUAUGGUACCACGCAGUCGCAGUCGCAGUAUUCGUCGCCUGUGUCGUAUAGUACGUUUAGUGGGGCGUCGCCUCCUGCGCCUGUUCGUGCGCCGCCUACGCCUGUUCGUGCGCCGCCUGCGCCUGCGCCUGUUCGUGCGCCGCCGCAUGCUUCGGAGCCGGAGGCGUAUGGGUAUCAGCAGGGGUAUUCGACUCAGACUCAGAGCCAGAGUCAGGGUCAGCAUGCGUAUGCUUCGCACUCGCACUCGCACUCGCAGUAUUCGUCGCAGUCGCAGUAUUCGUCGCCGCAGCGCGUUUAUGAUGUCAGAGUAUGA
Messenger RNA from Psilocybe cubensis, 6627 nucleotides. RefSeq lists its product as uncharacterized. Gene Ontology annotation, biological process: regulation of cyclin-dependent protein serine/threonine kinase activity. The record is from RefSeq and is a predicted model, not a curated record. Gene Ontology annotation, molecular function: cyclin-dependent protein serine/threonine kinase regulator activity; protein kinase binding. The transcript is spliced from 4 exons. NCBI's taxonomy places the organism in Eukaryota, Fungi, Basidiomycota, Agaricomycetes, Agaricales, Agrocybaceae. Gene Ontology annotation, cellular component: nucleus; cyclin-dependent protein kinase holoenzyme complex. The coding region runs from base 1 to 6627 and encodes 2208 amino acids.